UAAAAUUUUUUUUUUGACAUUUAAAUUACAUCUGUUUUCUUUUCAUAAUACUAUUCAUACAUUUGCGUGUGUUGUAUAAUAAUACAAUAUUGAAGGGUUUUCUUACUCCGGCAUGGCCUGUGUGCGGUGUAGUUUGCGUAUAUUUAAAGUAAAUAAUUUCUUAGUUGCUAGAUCGAUUGCAAUGUCCGCUCAACGUCGUGCAGAGGAGAAACUGGAGAAGCUCAAAGAUAAAAAUCCAUAUUAUGAAAAAUAUGCACAAAAGUUAGCAAAUCUGCAACAAACAUCGCCAGAGGAAUUCCUCGAACGCGUUGGCAAGGUGGUCGAACCCAUUAAAGGUGGUAAGAGUCAAACAAGGACUUAUGAAGAACUACUGAAUCCAAAAAAACCGAGAGAAUUACAACCUGAAGCCGAAAUUCCUUACAAAAAGUUGACGGAUAUUAUGAAGCUGGAACUUAUACAAGACAAAAAUGCUGAUGAGAUAUCUAAGAUAUGGUUUGAAUAUCAUAAAACUAAAAACGUGUUGGCAGCUACACUUUCAGUGGGCCAGUAUGAAUCGCUCAUGGAGCGUGCAAAAUUAUUCCCAGUCUUUUUGUUGCCGUUGCCGCGCAGUGAGGGUUUUGAAUUUAUUAUGUUGCAAUUUGCUGCAAAUGCUGUUCAUUUGACCCCACUUCUGGUCUAUCAGGUACAUGCUGAAAACGCACCAGAGUGCCUUACUCUAGUUCACUACACUGAAAUGAAAGAUAAAGGAAUCAUACUAAUGAGGGGAGAGUAUGACAGCAAAGUGUUAAGCGGACAAGAAGCUCAAUGUUUAGCAAAUGAAUUACAAAUGUUUUAUUGCAAAAAUGAUGAAAAUAAACUCAAAUUGCUGGAAACAUUUACAAAACGACCACAGGAAUUUAAGCAUAUGGAUUUGAUUAAGGAAGUAGAAAAUAUUCAACUUGUUUAAGAAUAUUAAUAAAUAUGAAAUGUUUAUACUUUUAGAAUUGAAAAAUAA
Molecule: messenger RNA, 994 nt
Organism: Teleopsis dalmanni
Lineage: Eukaryota; Metazoa; Arthropoda; Insecta; Diptera; Diopsidae
Product: ATP synthase mitochondrial F1 complex assembly factor 1
Exons: 3
Coding region: 113-946 (277 amino acids)
Biological process (GO): mitochondrial proton-transporting ATP synthase complex assembly
Cellular component (GO): mitochondrion
Source: RefSeq, a predicted model, not a curated record